CACACUGAUCCAACACACAUUUCACCGGCGGACAGUAGCUCGACUUCUCCCUGCGUACGUAUCUUCUUCUAUAUAUACCCAAGAACCCAGCCACAUCACACCACGUCGUCACACGCAAACCACACGAUCUCUUAGCUCGAGUAGCCGCCGUCGGCGUCGCACGCACGCAAGUGAACCACACAAAAUUCGGUCGCGAUCGAUCGGCAAGCUAGCUAGUAGUUAGCAGGUUGUGCCAUGGCAGCUCGGCGUAGUGGUGCGGUGGUGGCAGCGUUGAUGGUGGUGGCGGCGGCGCUGGUCGGGCUCGCUGGCGCCGACUUCGCGGCGGACAGGGCGGAGUGCGCGGACAAGCUGAUGGGGCUGGCGACGUGCCUGACGUACGUGCAGCUGGCGGCGACGGCGCGGUCGCCCACGCCGGACUGCUGCUCCGGGUUCCGGCAGGUGCUGGCCGCAAGCAAGAAGUGCCUGUGCGUGCUGGUCAAGGACCGCGACGAGCCCACCCUGGGGAUCAAGUUCAACGUCACCCGCGCCAUGAACCUCCCCUCCGCCUGCAACAUCCCCGCCACCUUCUCCGACUGCCCCAAGAUCCUCAACAUGUCGCCGGACUCCAAGGAGGCCGAGAUCUUCAAGCAGUACGGGAUCGAGCACGAGGGCAAGAACGCCACCGCCGGCGGCGCCGCCACCGGUACCUCCGGCGCGAAGAGCGCCGACGCGGCGGCCGGUGCAGGGAGGCACGCGGUGGUCUUCGCCGUCGUCGUCUCGGCGCUGCUCGCCUCCCUCUUUGUUCUCGCGUGAUGAUAGGCUGCAGUGGCAGCAGGGAGGGAGAUCAGAAGUCGGGACACCCGGCGGUGUCCGUAUGAUUGGGCUGGACUGGGCUGUGCAAUUUUCAGCCUGGGCCUUAAGUUUGGUCAAGCAGAGGGCCCAUUGAUUGCUGUGUAGUGAGCGAGUGAGUGAGUGAAUUCUAAGAGAAGGAAAAGUGUACUGUAGUGAGUGAGUUGCUUGCCUCUCCGGUUCCUGUUUAGUCCCUUUCUUGUUCUCUUUUAUUUUUCCGAAUAGUGAGUUGACCGUCGGAUCAGUUGAUGUUGGAAGCUUACAAUUGUCCUACCGAAAUUUCUCUUCCUUUUCCUUCCAUUUUCUGGAGCAAGAGUGUGUGUAAUUAAUAUGGGUACUUCAUAUAUUUUUAAAUGACAUGUGUAUUUUACA
This is a messenger RNA of Triticum aestivum (bread wheat), 1200 nucleotides long. RefSeq names its product non-specific lipid transfer protein GPI-anchored 14. The transcript is spliced from 3 exons. Gene Ontology annotation, biological process: lipid transport. Gene Ontology annotation, molecular function: lipid binding. Bases 235 to 792 code for a protein of 185 amino acids. Lineage: Eukaryota; Viridiplantae; Streptophyta; Magnoliopsida; Poales; Poaceae. The record is from RefSeq and is a predicted model, not a curated record.